GUUGAGGAGUAGGCUGACGUCAGGCAGGCUUUAGUAUACCUUUACCAUCUUGUCAACAGAGACACAUCAUGUGAGACUGGAGACAGACUGGAACUACGUCGCAUUUCACACUGGGAACCCAUUUGGACUACAUAAACAGCAGAAGGAUUGUUUUUUAACAGUUUCAGGGCCACUAUGUCGCCUUGAAAUAGGCCACAUAUCCCCUUUGCUGUUUUUAUUAUAUUUAAUUGUUUUGUUGUACAAAUCAUGUAUGUGGGAUACCUUCUGGAUAAAGAAACCGGCAUGUAUCACCAAGGGCCAGUAAGAAGAUCGAGCAUCAAUCUGCCUCCACAGAACUUUGUUUCCACGCCUCAGUACCCCGACUUUACAGGAUACCAUCAUGUGCCAAACAUGGAUACGCACGCUCAGUCCACGGGGAGUUGGGGGCCCACUUAUGGCGCCCCACGGGAAGACUGGGGUGCAUAUAGUUUGGGACCACCUAAUACUAUUCCUACACCCAUGAACAACUCCUCUCCCGGACAGGUUCCUUACUGCUCGUCUGAGUACAGUCAUAUGCAUCCUCCAGGAUCUGCGGUGUUACAGCCGCCGCCGGACAACGUAAAUGUUGCACAACUUUCUCCUGAUAGAGAAAGGCGCAAUUCAUUCCAGUGGAUGAGUAAAACUGCGCAAUCAUCUUCUACAGGUAAAACAAGAACGAAGGAGAAAUACAGGGUAGUUUACACAGACCAUCAGAGGCUGGAGCUGGAGAAGGAGUUUCAUUUCAACAGAUACAUCACCAUCAGGAGGAAAUCUGAACUGGCUGUCAACCUCGGUCUGUCGGAGAGACAGGUGAAAAUCUGGUUUCAGAACCGCAGAGCCAAAGAGAGGAAGCUGAUCAAGAAGAAGCUGGGUCAGUCUGACGGCAGCGGGGGAUCCGUGCACAGUGACCCGGGUUCAGUGAGCCCUCUGCCGGUGCCGGGCUCUCUCAGCCCGUCAGACAUCCACAACUCUCUGUACCCUCCUCAGGGAAUGAACACCUUGCCAUCUAUCAGGAAUAUACAACAAGUGACAGUGACUCAGUAGAAGAGCUCACCCUGUGGACAGUACAUCCAACCUAACUGAGCACUCCGACACGCUGACAGGACACUUGGUCUGAACUCACGUCCUGAAGCACAAAGCUGUGGAUAAAAGAUUUGAUUUAUAGCAACGAAAAUGCUGGAGGCUCUUCAAAUAUUGCUUUUUAUAGAAUAGUUCUAAUAACUUUGGGGAUUUUAAAAGAAAAACUAAACAAAAAAUCGACGUGUUUCAAACUUCAAAGCUUUAAAUUGUUUGUGAGUUAAUAAGAUAUAAAUAUCCUUUUUUUCUGUAUGUGAUGAAGUGUAUGUGAAUAAAAUGAGAAUCCAGGGACAUUUUUAAUGAAGUCCUAAAGUGGACUGUUUGUAGCUGGUGCUGCUUUGACUUGACAAAUCGUUUACACAUUCAGCACAGUAUAAUCCGCUUUAGUAAAGCAGGGAGCAGCUGUUCAUGAUACGGGUAGGACGAUCGUUUGAUGGCAAAGUGUAAAUAAAAUGUUGUUUUUUUGCAGUA
Molecule: messenger RNA, 1566 nt
Organism: Epinephelus lanceolatus (giant grouper)
Lineage: Eukaryota; Metazoa; Chordata; Actinopteri; Perciformes; Serranidae
Gene: cdx4
Product: caudal type homeobox 4
Biological process (GO): embryo development; anterior/posterior axis specification; animal organ morphogenesis
Cellular component (GO): nucleus
Molecular function (GO): DNA-binding transcription factor activity, RNA polymerase II-specific; RNA polymerase II transcription regulatory region sequence-specific DNA binding
Source: RefSeq, a predicted model, not a curated record